This is a messenger RNA of Phymastichus coffea, 612 nucleotides long. RefSeq lists its product as uncharacterized. NCBI's taxonomy places the organism in Eukaryota, Metazoa, Arthropoda, Insecta, Hymenoptera, Eulophidae. Gene Ontology annotation, biological process: DNA integration. The record is from RefSeq and is a predicted model, not a curated record. The transcript is spliced from 2 exons. Gene Ontology annotation, molecular function: nucleic acid binding. The coding region runs from base 1 to 612 and encodes 203 amino acids.
AUGACGGGGACCAAGAGGAUCCAUACGACUCCUUACCACCCGCAGAGCAAUGGCUUAGUCGAGCGCCUACACCGGACUCUAAAGGCUGCGCUCAUGUGCGACGGUUCUGCCCCAUGGCCUGAUCGUCUGCCCCUGAUCCUGCUCGGCCUCCGCACCUGCUACAAGGAGGACCUUGAAGCCUCGCCAGCAGAGCUUCUCUUUGGCACCACGCUUCGCAUUCCAGGAGAGUUUUUCGUAGAGCAGAGCAUUUCGGCAAAUCUGCCAGCAUUCGUCGCUAGGCUCAGAGCCGUCAUGAACCUCAAGGCUUGCUCUCACGUCUUCCAAAGGAUUGACUCGGUGCGCAAACCUCUGCAGCCGCCGUACUUUGGCCCCCACGAAGUCGUCCGUCGCUUAGAUGACAAAGUCUACGUCAUAAAGGUAAACGGCCAAGAGAAGACGGUAUCCACUGACGCGCUGAAACCAGCCUAUCUCGACGAAGAGAACUUGGAGCCGCAACAACUAUUGCCGCUGUCUCACCCGCUACCGCCUCAACGUUUAUCGUCGCAAGCUCCGACUCAACUGCUACCUCCGCAAGCUCUCUCGCAUCAACGGCCUUUCGAACCCGAGCAUUAA